CUUCAUUUUUUUCCCAUAGGUGAACAUUUGUUUACUGUUGGACUGUUGGUUUUGCUCUACUUCAGAGAAAAAAAAUUGUGGUACAAAUACCUCAGGUUUUGGGAGUCUAAUGCUGAGGAUCACCAGAAAGUUGAAGCAUUCUUAGAGAACUAUGGGUCAUACUUUCCAAAGAGAUACAAUUAUUCAGAUAUCAAAAGAAUCGCUGGUCGCUUCAGAAGCAAACUAGGCCUAGGAGGAUUUGGUAAUGUAUACAGUGGAAGCUUGCGUAACGGGAGUCAAGUAGCAGUGAAGGUCCUGAAUGAACUAAAAGGCAGUGGUGAAGACUUCAUUAACGAGGCGACAAGUAUUAGUAGGACAUCGCAUGUUAACAUAGUAAGCCUUGUGGGAUUUUGUUUUGAGGGUCACAAAAGAGCUCUCGUAUAUGAAUUCAUGCCAAAUGGAUCACUUGAAAAGUUUAUCUAUGAGGAAAGAUGCGAUAGAGUUCGCCAAUUGGGCUGGCCAAUAUUGUUCAAAAUUGCACUAGGCAUUGCUCAGGGAUUGGAGUACUUGCAUCGUGGUUGUACCACUCGGAUUUUGCAUUUUGAUAUUAAGCCUUAUAAUAUCCUUCUUGAUGACAAUUUCUGUCCCAAGAUCUCUAAUUUUGGUGUUGCCAAACUGUGCAUGGAACAGGAGAGUACAGUGUCAAUUUUAGGCCCACGAGGGACUAUCGGUUACAUCGCUCCUGAAAUUGUUUGCAGAAACCUGGGAGGUCUUCUGUCACGACCCGACUAG
Lycium barbarum (goji berry) is the source of this 771-nucleotide messenger RNA. RefSeq names its product rust resistance kinase Lr10-like. NCBI's taxonomy places the organism in Eukaryota, Viridiplantae, Streptophyta, Magnoliopsida, Solanales, Solanaceae. The annotation marks the transcript as partial. Gene Ontology annotation, biological process: protein phosphorylation. The transcript has a single exon. The record is from RefSeq and is a predicted model, not a curated record. Gene Ontology annotation, molecular function: protein kinase activity; ATP binding.